Messenger RNA from Pisolithus orientalis, 1033 nucleotides. RefSeq lists its product as uncharacterized. Lineage: Eukaryota; Fungi; Basidiomycota; Agaricomycetes; Boletales; Pisolithaceae. The transcript has a single exon. The record is from RefSeq and is a predicted model, not a curated record. The coding region runs from base 274 to 933 and encodes 219 amino acids.
CGUCAUCCGAACCAGGUUCUCAAACAUCCGAGAAAGAAUUGAAGAUAUUGAAACAUCAACAUCUAUCAACCCCAUUGAUAUCGAAGCGAUGUUUGCCCCAGAGAUGGAUGAGUUUGAAAUGCCUCCAUCGGACAUGGAUGACGACGAAUUAGAUCUUCUCUUUUCGGUGGUGGUAAGUCGGGGUUUGUCUCUUCCCCCUACCCCCAUCGUCACGAGCCGCUUGCAGUCCCCGCUCUGACUUGGCUUCUUCUAUUUACUUGAACUAUAUAGCGCAUGCAGCUGGAUGAAGCCUUGGCAGUGGAGGAAUCGCUGGCCGCUGCCCAUGCUGCAUCCUCGCUUAAUGUUCCCCAAGCUCCAGACGGGCAAACGGAGCAACGUUUGUCUGACCGGCCCGCCUCCACUCCACCGAUUUCAUGGGGUUCAGACACGAGCAGUUUAGCCCCUUCACAUGCCGCGGCAAAUGAUGACGAGUCGGCACACCACCCAGAGUUGAAUCCCACACCUGCUCCUGGUCCGUCGUCGUCGACAAGAACUAGAACUCCAACGCCGCGGUUCAGCACUGUCGUGAAUUCCCGCAGCCGGGAGGCGCUGGCCAUGGACGCGUCUGAUGAGGAAUACGCCGACGCGGUACCCACUUCUGAUUCUUACGAAGAUGACACUGCUGAUACCCACACAACUCAAGACCUCUCCUCACGGUUUUCAUCACCUGUUUCGAACGUUGAUACGCGGAACACCGCAGCAGACAGCAACAGUGGGAACGAUAGUCGUACUCAUUCUGAUCAUAACAAUGAACCACCGUUCGUGACUGAUGGGCGGGGCCGUGUGGUGUGGAGCAGUGCGUGUACUGGUCGGGGUGGGCAAGCGGAAGGGCGAGAGGUGCCAUCGUCCCGUGCGAACCCGACGACAAAGUCGACGGCACCUGCCCGACCGUAGGGUAUCAUUUGGAGAUCAUGCUUCAUGGAGGUAUUCUGGAGCGUCGUCUUGGUGGUAGAGGUGAUCAAUGGCUGUGUACAUUUAUAAUGAUUGGCGUUUU